GUAAAAUCCCUAAAUACAAUUUCGAAGGUUAAUCUCUCUCUGUUACUGGGCGGGGACGUUAUUGGGCAUUUGUCUCUCUUCCCUAAUUUUUCUCUUGAAUACAAGGACUUUUAACUUUGCGAGAUCUACCUGUAACUGAAUUUCGCAGCAAAAUCUCUGUAUUGGCGCGGCGAAGAAAGUUGGCUUUAUUGUUGAUUUGUGAAAGAAUCUGUUUAUUGGAUCUGGAUUUUCGAUUAAUUAGUAUUCUGAGCUGAAUUAAAUGGAGGAUGAGAAGAAGAAGAAGAGAAAUAAGAAAAAGAAAAACAAACAGACCAAAGAUGUUGCAGUUACAAGUGGAGAAUCUGCGAAUGAGAAUCAUGUGAAUAAUGGGAAAAGUGAUCACAUCCAAGCUUCUGAGUCAGCUGAAGCUCAAAAUGGGGUUGCAGUUGACACUGAUUUGAAUAUCAAUGGGCAUCAGCCUAAUGUGACUGAAGGCUCCAUCUUAGCUGACGCCGAGGAACGACUCUGGAUGCAGAGGGAGGCUGACUUGGAAGAUACAGUCAAACAAUUACAAUAUGAAAAUGAUUCACAUGUACGAAAGGAGAAUGCCUUGGAAGAGACUAUCCAGGACUUACGAAAUGAAAUUGGCUUACACAUAGAACGAGAGGCAGCCUUUGAGGAGACGAUCAAACAAUUACAGAAUGAAACUGAUUCACACAGAGAAAAAGAGGUUGAGAUACAGAUGAAAGCUGUACAAUUACAGAGCGAGAAAGAUCUGUGGCUUCAAAAAGAGGUAAGCUUGGAAGAAGAACUUAAGCAAUUUGAAAGGGAGAAAGAUUCCUGGAUUGUAACAGAGAAUACAGCAAAAGAAACAACUGCUAACCUGAAUCGUGAAAAUACAAGACUACGGAUGCAGGUAGUGGAGUUGGAAGAAUUCAAGGGCAGCCUGUUACGGGAAAAGGAACAGCUGUUAGAGAACUUAUCUGCUUUGCAGUUUCAGGUUCAAAACCUUGAGAGGAGCAUCUCCUCUGCUCACUCAUCAAAUGAACUUUCAAAGUAUAUUUCCGAGAAUAAGGACUUGAAUGCUCAGGUAGAAGCCGCAAGUACAUUGGUUGAGAAAUUGAUCACAGAAAAUGCAGAUCUUGUUGAGAAGGUGAAUGAAUUGUACGUUGAGCUUGAACGACGAAAGCUGACUGCUGAGCAUCCUUCAGCCUCUGGAAGCAAACCAACCCUCGAGAUCUGGCCUCCCUCGGCUGGUCUCAUUUCUGAAUCUCAUAUGAAUACACCUGAUUUGGACCAGAAGUUGAACUCUACUGAAGUGGUACCAAUAAAAGACGAGAGAAUUGGCAUUGAUAAUGUGAAUAUGUAUACUGCUGCUGUUACUCCAAACUCUUUAGAAGCUGAGGAUUCUGGAGAAAUAGUUCAAAUUCCAUUGGAUGAUUAUGAAGUUCAGGACUUGGAGUCACAGGUCGUGGAGAGUGAUGGCAAGGCAGAAGUGCCACUCUCAGAUUCUCCACUUAUUGGUGCUCCCUUCCGGUUGAUGUCUUUUGUUGCUAAAUACGUUAGUGGUGCUGACUUGGUUAGCAAGAACUGAGGACCUUAGCUUAGCAUACACAGCAUAUAGUUUUAAACUACAGAAGAAUGGGGGAAUUGUGCCCUUGACAUUUUUUACAUGCAUUAUUUCAUGUGGAUAGAGUCUAGAUAUUGGAAAAACAGAUUGCUCCUUUGCAUUCCAAAUUACCCAAGUUUUUGUGAGA
Molecule: messenger RNA, 1736 nt
Organism: Tripterygium wilfordii
Lineage: Eukaryota; Viridiplantae; Streptophyta; Magnoliopsida; Celastrales; Celastraceae
Product: thyroid receptor-interacting protein 11-like
Exons: 12
Coding region: 260-1573 (437 amino acids)
Source: RefSeq, a predicted model, not a curated record